Messenger RNA from Paramuricea clavata, 498 nucleotides. The record is from the annotation of a GenBank genome assembly. Lineage: Eukaryota; Metazoa; Cnidaria; Anthozoa; Malacalcyonacea; Plexauridae.
AUGCCUGGAGGUCGAGAGGAACUAAUGGCCUUCCUAGAUAAGGAAGGAAUAUCCACAGAAACUGUUGAACAUCCUGAAGUAUUUACAGUCGAAGCUAUGAUGGAACAUUUAAAGGAUAUCAGCGGUGCAGUUGGCAAAAAUCUGUUUCUCAAGGAUAAAAAGAAGAAAUUGUGGCUUUUGACUACUUUGCAUGACCGUGAAAUCGACCUGAAAGAUAUAGCAAAAAAAGUUGGAGCUCCAGGGGGGUUGAGGUUUGCAGAUGAAGCCAUUUUACAAGAGAAAUUAGGUGUAAGCCAAGGUUGUGUCACCCCCCUGGCACUGUUCAAUGAUCAAGCAGGGGACAUCAAGGUGAUCUUGGAUUCGGGAUUUUUUAAUGAUGGCCAUGAACGAUGUUAUUUUCAUCCAAUGGUUAAUUCAGCAUCAACUGGAUUAACGCCAGACGAUCUAACGAAAUUUGUUAAAGCAACAGGACAUGAAGCGAUUUUAAUAGAUUUUUAG